AUGUCACCCGAAGAACCUUCUUCAGUGCAGGCUAAGGAUGAUUCUUCAGGUGAUGUAACAGCAUGUGGUGCAUAUAAUCUUCUUGGAUCUCUGAGCUUUCUGCCUUCAGGUCCUGCCCCCGCAGAAAAGAUUGAAAAAGAUCCAUUAUUUACCUACUAUUUCAAGGAAACAAAAAAAAAAAAAAUUGCUCCCGAUUUCUCAGUUAUCAACCCAAACCGAAAAAGAGAAAAGGGAAACAAAGAGGCAAACCUGCAACACAACAGAGCAUAUAAUAUCGGCAUACUUGACUGCCAAAUUGAGCGACAUACACCUCGCCGGAGCCACCGCAUAGCACCUAAUCAGACUCCUUGGUAUCCCUCCCAAUCUGUCCCCCGAGUGGCCGGCGAACACCAUCUUGUACUGCCGUCCGGUCUCCUCCCACAGCCUCCCCAGAGUCUCCGACUCCUCGUUCAGAACCCACGCCGCCGAUUUCAGAAGGCCGUGGUGCACAUACCCGCCAUCGAACAUCUGCCGUCCCAGCCGGUUAUCCAGCAGCAGCUUGUAGUCGCUCUCCUUCACCAGAUUCAGGCCGCGCAUGGCCAGCACGAUCUCGCGGUGGUCGUGGUCCAGGUAGAUCAGGUACGGCGGGGCCCGGCCGCCGGUCUGCUCGUAGGCCACGCGCUUGACCACCCAUUCCGGGUUGACCCCGCCGGCGGGGGCGUACCUGGGGCAGCUGAGAUCCGGCUCGUAGACGGCGAGGAUGACGCGGCAGAUGCGGGGGACGGGGUUGAACUCGCCGGCGGUGGCGGCGGGCCAGGCGGCGCUGUCGUCGGAGCCGAUGUAGGUGCAGCGCUUCCAGGCCCAGCGGACGCAGCCGAGGAUGACGACGCACUCGACCCCACACGACACGGACAUUUCAUCGAGCGGGUUGUGCGCAGCUCAGGUGGAAGGGGUCUGAAAUACAGCGAAUUCACGUGGGAAGUCCAGGCAGGGGGAGUGGAGGUUCACGUGGGCCGGGCUGUAAAUGGGUUUUUGGUAAAGGAUGGUGGUGAAUGUGAAUCUAAGGAUUGGGAAAGCGAAAUCAAUGGAGAAAAAUUUGGUGCCGGAACAGAUAUCUUGGUCGGGAACUUCCUAAGCUCGUCUAAUUCUCCAUCGAGCUACAAGAAAAUCAGGAUCCACAGUGAACUGAUGAAAGUGCUUGCUGCCAAAAACACAUUGCUACUGAGGAAGAACUCCGCACGAUGCGCUGAGCUUCUUGAAUCCAUAGCUGGAAUUGUGCUGUUCAGAACUGAUCCAUUUCGUUCACUGCAUAAUAAAACACAUACCAAAAUAUCCAAUAGCCACCCCAUUAAAAUCACAACUCCCGGGCGCCUUCCCCAUCUGGUGAUAAUACGCAUCGAACGCAUAAUUCGCGUGCGCCUCCACCGUAUCAGGCUCGUAACACGCUUGCCCCUGCAUCAGCUCCGAGCAGUCCACCUUCCCGGGCCCACAAGCCCAGUCGAGCGCCGCCUGCAGCAUCUUCUCGUCCGCCCCCGACUUCGCCGCGCAGUACGUCUGGUUCGUCGUGUCGUUCGCCAGGACCAACCCCGUCCCCGUCACGUGCAGCACGUAAACGGGCCUCCCGUCCGCCUCGAAGAGCCCCCAAUUCUUCUCCGACUCCGGGCCCGGCUUCAAAUCCUCGUUAUAAAGCUCGUAAAUGUAAGUACUAACCGCCAUCCCCGGCCGCUUGGGCGUCCCAGUUUUAUUAAUCACGUGUCGUAUCAAAUUACUGUUGUACGUGUUGGCGUUUUCCAAAUUCGCGUCGUUCUCGUCCGUCCCUCCUCGCGACGGCCAUCCCGUCUCCGUCACCAAAACCGGCACGCUCGUAAAGUCGGCCAUCGCGAAGUAGGCGGCGUCGAUUAUCGCGUCGAAAACGUUCGUGUAGUGGAGCAACGUGUUCGCGUCGACGGCUUCUUUAUUCGGGGAGAGCGGUCGGAAGAGGGCGUAGUCGAGCGGGAUGACCCCGUUGGAGGAUAUGUAGUCGAAGUACGGGCCCGGGGCCCACGUGCGGUUGAAGAAGGCUUGGGAAGGGGGGAAGGAGUCGAGGAUGAGGGAGGAAGGGAGGGGAGUCGAGACUUUUACGUAGCGGUCGAUAUUCAAGGCGACGAGGGCGGAAUGGAUGUGGGUGAGGGCGGUGACGAGGACGGGGGCGAGGUUGGGGAGGGCGGUGGGGACCUCGGAGCCGACGCAGACGGAGGUGAUGUUGGUGGAGGGGAAGUGGGAGGCGACGUUGUGGGAGACCCAGUUGGCGGCGGUGGAGUUCGAUUGGGCGAUGGCGAGGAGCUCGUCGUUGGGGACGGAGACGGAGACGCGGAUGCCGGUGCCGGCGAGGGCGGCGAGCAUGGCGCGGUCGGCGUUGUAGAGGCGGACGUGGCGGAUGUUUUGGGAUUUGAGGAGGGCCGCGACUUGGGUCGGGUGGGGGGCGUCUGA
Messenger RNA from Striga asiatica, 2448 nucleotides. NCBI's taxonomy places the organism in Eukaryota, Viridiplantae, Streptophyta, Magnoliopsida, Lamiales, Orobanchaceae. The record is from the annotation of a GenBank genome assembly.